This is a messenger RNA of Arachis stenosperma, 1411 nucleotides long. RefSeq names its product E3 ubiquitin-protein ligase ATL42-like. The record is from RefSeq and is a predicted model, not a curated record. Bases 51 to 1355 code for a protein of 434 amino acids. NCBI's taxonomy places the organism in Eukaryota, Viridiplantae, Streptophyta, Magnoliopsida, Fabales, Fabaceae. The transcript has a single exon.
UUAUCAUCACUUGUAUGUGUUGAAAGAAUGCUUGAAGCAUAGAUAGAACCAUGAAGAAUAUUAAUAAUAAUGAUAAUAAUAAACAUGGUUCUAUUAUUACCCUCUUAUUAUUAGUUCUAAUUUCAAUGUUAAUCCAGCAUGUUAGAGCAAUAAAUCCUUCUUCUUCAUCAUCAGGAGAUGCUGUGUCCAAUUUCCAACCAAGCCUUGUUGUUGUGAUAGGAAUCCUUGGCCUAAUGUUUUCACUAACAUUUGUUCUUCUUGUUUUUGCCAAAUUUUGCCAAAGAGGAGCACUUGUCCCUCUUCUCCAAACAGAGAAUCAAGAAAACCAGUUGUUAUCAAGGUCUAGAAGAUUCUCAGGAAUUGAUAAGAAUGUUAUUGAGUCAUUACCCUUCUUCAAAUUCUCAUCCCUAAAAGGAUCAAAGGAAGGUUUGGAGUGUUCUGUUUGCUUAUCGAAAUUCGAAGAUGUCGAAAUCCUUAGGCUCUUGCCAAAAUGUAAGCAUGCUUUUCACAUUGAUUGCAUUGAUCACUGGCUUGAGAAACACGCAAGCUGCCCUCUUUGCAGGCACAAGGUGAAUCCGGCCGACGAGUCGAUUUUCGCCUAUUCAAACAGCUUAAGGAGGCUUGUUAUCAAUAAUUCGGCCGCGGACGAAGACUCCAACAUGGAGCUCUUCGUCCAAAGAGAGGAGGAAGAAGAAGGAGGAGAAGCAGAGCGACGCGGCUCAACAAGAUUUAGUAUUGGAAGUAUUAGUCUCCGGAGAUUAUUUUCGAAGGAUGUUAAGGAAGAAGAGUUGCCUAUACAGAACAGAACCGAUUGCGAAAACAAGGAGUACCAUAAACACAAACACCGGAUUACUGUCUCCGAUGUUGUGUUUAAGAAUCGGUGGAGCAAUGUUAGCUCUUCAGACAUAAUGUUCUUGAACUCCGAGAUGCUUAACGAGGUUUCGAGUUGCCGGUUCGACAACCAGAAUGCAAAUGAUCAAGGAAUCUUGAACCUCAAGGAAGAGAUGGAGAGGAAGAUUUCAUUUGAGAGCAAAAUUGGUGCAAUAAACAAGAUUAGUAACUCAAAUUCAGAUAAGGCUCCUUCUUCUUCUUCUUCUUCUACUUCUAUAAAGCAUUUGAUGAAUGAACAUAGUGAGAAAAGGUCAAUGUCAGAAAUCAUAGGAGUUUCAAGAUUUGGUGAAAUAGGAAUGAUGAUGAAACAACAAAACAGAGCAUUUAAUAAGGAUUCUUCUUCUUUGAAAGAAGAAAGGAUGAGGCAGCUUUGGUUUCCAAUUGCAAGAAGAACAGUUCAAUGGUUUGUGAAUAGAGAAACAAGGUCUCAUCAUAAGAAUAAUCAAAAGACAUUAGAUGUAUAGUUUUUUUAGUACAGAUUCAGAUAUAGUUUGGUUUCAUAUUUCAAUCUUUUGAUUUC